AUGGCCAUGUCUUGCCGGUACGCCGCCCAGAGCUGUGCUCGCCAGCUCCGAUCCGCCCGCGCCGCCCGGGCACCCGCACAGCUCCUCCGCGCCUCGGCGUCCUCGAGGAGGUGGAACUCGACCGAGGCGGCCCCCUCCAACCCCAAGAUCGAAGCCAUUGUCGACCAGAUCAGCCAGCUGACCCUCCUGGAGACUGCCGACCUCGUUUCAAGCCUCAAGACCAAGCUCAACAUUCCCGAUAUGCCCAUAGGCGGAUUCGCCGCUGCCGCUCCCGCUGCUGCUGCCCCUGCUGCCGAGGAGGCCGAGGAGGCUGCCCCCGCCGCCGCCGAGAAGACGCUCUUCACGCUGAAGCUCCAAGGGUUCGAGACCGCCUCCAAGGCCAAGGUCAUCAAGGAGGUCAAGAACAUGCUCGGCCUGAGCUUGGUGGACAGCAAGAAGUUCGUCGAGAGCGCGCCCAAGAUGAUGAAGGAGAACGUGCCCAAGGAGGACGCCGAGAAGAUCAUCUCGGCCAUGAAGGAGCUGGGCGCCACCGUGGUGAUGGAGUAA
Messenger RNA from Fusarium falciforme, 546 nucleotides. RefSeq lists its product as hypothetical. Gene Ontology annotation, molecular function: structural constituent of ribosome. The record is from RefSeq and is a predicted model, not a curated record. Gene Ontology annotation, cellular component: ribosome. The transcript has 2 exons. Bases 1 to 546 code for a protein of 181 amino acids. Lineage: Eukaryota; Fungi; Ascomycota; Sordariomycetes; Hypocreales; Nectriaceae. Gene Ontology annotation, biological process: translation.